AUGCCUUCUAUCCUCUCCGACAACGACAAAGAGACAGUGAAGAGACACAUCCCGAAGAAUCUGAACAAGAUCCAGGCAGUGGCAGUAACGCGUUUGUACAUCGCAUAUCCCGACCCAAGAACAUGGACAUAUACAGGACUGCAAGGUGCGGCGGCCCUCGUCAACGACCUUGUGGGUAGUACAUUUUGGUUGAAGCUCGUUGAUGUGUCGCCCGCGGGUCGAGGGGUAAUAUGGGAUCAAGAGAUUUACGAUACUUGGUCUUAUAACCAGGACCGGACCUUCUUCCAUACCUUCGAGACGGAGGACUGCUUGGCCGGACUGUCCUUCGCGGAUGAGAAGGAGGCCAAGCAGUUCCUCAAGAAGAUGAACGACCGGGAAAAGAAUGCCAGCAAGAUGACAAAGUCAAACCCAUUCGGAGGCGGAGUACAGCAACCUACGAGGCAUGGACUAUUGGGAGGUUUCUUUGGUGGAAAUCGGCACUCAUCUGCGCCUGCGAUACAACCCACACCUCCAGACUCGCCAAGCUACACACUUCCACCAGCACAGAGCCAUCGAAUGUCUGGUGGUAGCUUCACUGGUGGAAAGUCUCAGUUCGCUGCAUUGGAUGCUAUAGAUCACAACUGGAGGGAGACAUGGGGCGACGAUCUGAAGCAAAUGGGAAUUACGGAUGACCUGAUUCGGGACAACCAGGACUUCAUUGCCGACUACAUUCGGCAACAACAAGCAAACCAGGCCGCUUCUGGAAUUGAGAACCAGAGGAACAGAGCUCCACCACCACCGCCGCCUCCAACAGGUCCCUCUCGCACUCAUUCUGAGAGUCCUCAAAGUGUAGUAUUAGGUCGUGGGAGGGGGGCCCCACCAGCACCUCCUCCAGCAAGAAGAUCUGCCACGAAAGUUGAAUCUGCAAGGGAACCAACUCCUCCAAGAGAACAAUCUCCACCCAGAGGCCCACCACCGCCUAGAUUUGCAGCACCUCCCCCAUUUCCAGAUGCUGGGAAAUUUGCAUACUCAAACAACAAGCCGGCACGACCACAUGCUGGAAGUUUGUCCAACCCAGGGCCCCCUCCACCACCCAGACCUCCGAAGAACCCAGUGGAAGAAGCAUACGAACCCGGAGAGUCAGGCUCGAGAUUUGGUGUACCUCCCCCUUUCAUGGGGGAAAGAAUUACGGCAGAAAGAAAACAAACGCCACUUCCUACACCGAGCCGAGGAGCUGUCCCUCCGCCCCCCCCUCAAAGAGAAUCUACAGGGCAUGCUCAUGCUGUUCCUCCAGCGAAUGGACUCCCUCCGCCUCUUUUGCCUCCCAAAACGGCUUCUGGUCCCCCGAUACCCCCACCAUCAGCAAGACCUGUGCCUCCACCCCCCUCGAGAACCAGCGGCCCACCCCCUUUGCCGCAAUCAAGCGCCCCUGCUCCACCGCCCUUACCAUCCUCAACUGCACCACCGCUGCCUCCUUUGCCACAGGCCUCCAGCACCCCCACCACCCCCACCAGAUCAAGUCAGGCUGCGAUACCAGGGAGUGAUACCGGACCAGCGGGUAGUGGUUUGCCCCCUGCUGGUGCAACCGGAGGGGGCGAUGGUGGUUUGGCUGGUGCAUUGGCAGCUGCUUUGAAUAAGCGGAAGCAGAAGGUUAGCGCAAGUGAUGAUGAGGCGGAUGACGAUGAUUGGUAG
This is a messenger RNA of Drepanopeziza brunnea f. sp. 'multigermtubi' MB_m1, 1671 nucleotides long. NCBI's taxonomy places the organism in Eukaryota, Fungi, Ascomycota, Leotiomycetes, Helotiales, Drepanopezizaceae. The record is from RefSeq and is a predicted model, not a curated record.